AUGGCAACACGAGCACGACAGUCGACCGUCCAGCCCACACCUUCGAGACAGUCAAAUGCCGGGACUGGUCGUGCUAUAGCAGGCACCAGCAACACUGAAUUGCCUGAAUACGAACCGCCCGAGUUCUCCCUCAACCCGGCCGCGCAACGCGCACUCGCCCAACUCGCACGAACACACAACGGAUCCAAAUUGAACGACCGCCUAGACAGCGCCCAUACACAUGUCACAGAAGCAGCCACGGACAUCAAUGAUGUACUUUUCGAGAGGGUUCAGAGUCUGCAGAGAGUGAAGGAGAAGCGCAGGCGGGCAGCCGAAGAUGCAGACGAAGAGGACGACGGAGAAGAUGGGACGCUAAAUGAGUUGGAAGAAGAUUUGGCACAAAUGAGCAACAAGGUCAAAGGCAUGACAGAUCGCAUGGAGCAGAGGAUUCGCAAGAUUGUGGAUGCCAAGCACGCGGUGAAGCACAUGGCGGACGCUGUCACCGCAACUGCAGACGAUGCGAGGACCAAUGCUAGCACUCAAGCAAGCACUCUGAAUACGAGGUCGCAGCGGACGAGAAGACGGCAGAAUGAUGAAGACGGAGAGGAAGAGUCGGAUGGCGAGGAGUUGCCCGAUUUCGACCCUACCGAUCCUGCAGCUGGCACUGCACCUGUGAAUCCACCGCUUGAUGUCUUCAAUAAGAGAUUGGAGGAGAUGAAGACCCGAUAUCAGUCGUUCAAUCACACCACCAGAUACGCGGAGGAUAACGACUACAGAACCUUCAAACGAGCAGUACACGACGCUCAGUACCGAGACGAUGAAGUUCCUCUACCUCACUAUACGGAGUGGUUCAACGAUGAUGGCACAGUCGCAGCUCUCGGAGUGACGAACGCAGAUGGGGACGACGAUUCAGAUGACGAUAUUGCGGUCAGUCGAGCGACGAUCAGCACGAAAUGCUCGCUCAGUCUCAGAGAGUUCGAACACCCCAUCACCUCCACAAAGUGUCCGCACAGUUUCGAGAAGGUACACAUCCUCGAAUUCAUCGGCAACUCAGCUCAACGCAUGCCACCUGUCAAUGGGCGUCCUGGCGAGAAGGCCGUGCAAUGUCCUGUUGGUGGUUGUACACAGAUGCUCUCGAAGAGCGAUCUAAAGGUGGAUCCCAUUGUCGUCAGGAAGAUCAAGCGACUGCAAAAAGCCAGAGAGAUGGAGAUGGAGGAAGAUGAGGAAGACGACGAUCGGCCUACGAAUGGUACUCAGCACAGGGCCCAUCAAAUCAUUGACGAUAACGACGAUGACGAGGAAGAUGCUACGAAUAUCGAUGGUAUGGAUGUUGAUGACCCACCAGUCAACCCCAAGCAAGAGCCGCGAUCUUCCAGACCUGGACCUUCUGAACCGCCACGGCCGUCGCAAGCCGUUGACCUGCUGGAUGACGACGAUGAGGAAGAGGACGAAGAGGAGAGCAUGUACGACUAG
Molecule: messenger RNA, 1452 nt
Organism: Zasmidium cellare ATCC 36951
Lineage: Eukaryota; Fungi; Ascomycota; Dothideomycetes; Mycosphaerellales; Mycosphaerellaceae
Exons: 1
Coding region: 1-1452 (483 amino acids)
Biological process (GO): protein sumoylation; double-strand break repair via homologous recombination
Cellular component (GO): Smc5-Smc6 complex; nucleus
Molecular function (GO): zinc ion binding; SUMO ligase activity
Source: RefSeq, a predicted model, not a curated record